AUGUAUGGAUAUAAUGAUGUAGAUGGUGUGUAUAAUGAAAUGGAUGGAAGCAGCUGCAACCCUCUUGACAUUGACUUCAGCAAGGAGGACUCUGACAUAUACGUGGGAAGGACGUUCAAGCACAAAGCGGAGUGCAAGUUGACGUUGGCUAUCUACGCAAUUGCUAAGGUGUGCACGUUUAAGCUCAGGCAUUGCAAACGCCGACUGACGGCGAAAUGCUACGAAAAAGAAUGCAAGUGGAGAGUAGUGGCUGUUCAACUCGGUGAUUCUCCAACUUAUCUGGUUAAAAAGGCAAUUCUGAAUCAUGUAUGCGUAGCCGACGUUAGAGGGAAGUAUAAAAAACAUGGUACAGCCAAAGUGCUUGCAGCUCUAUUGCGUUCGAAAUACGAGAGGCUCUACUCUGGGCCGCGUGCUAUGGAACUUCCGGAAAUGUUGCGAACGGAAUUCAACUAUACAUGCUCAUACUGGAAAGCUUGGAAAGCGAAAGAACUAGCGAUUGCAUCUGCGCAAGGAACAGAAGAGGAUUCAUACAAGAUGCUACCACAGUACUUCCAUGUACUCAAGCUAGCAAAUCCUGGAACAAUCACCGAUAUUAAAACAGAAAAAGACAAAGAAGGAAAAACAAGGUUUAAGUAUGCGUUCAUGUCCCUGAAAGCAUGCAUCGAUGGAUGGAAGUACCUGAGGAAGGUGCUAGUGGUGGACGGCACCCACAUGUUUGGAAAGUACAAAGGUGUUUUGCUAAGUGCCAGCGGACAAGAUGCUAACAGCCGCGUAUUCCCGAUUGCUUUCGCAGUAGUGGAAAGCGAGAACACAGAAUCUUGGACAUGGUUUAUUGAGAGGUUAUCUACUAUUGUAGAGGAUGGUUCUGAUUUAAGUAUAAUAUCAGAUAGAUGCGCAGCAAUUUUCGCAGCGAAAGAUAAAUGGUACCCACGUGCACACCAUGGUAUUUGUCUCGUACACCUCCAGCGUAACGUUAAUGAUAAGUUUAAGGGGCUGCAACAGAAAGCAAUGGUUGGCAGAGCUGGGGAUGCGUUCAGAGUUUCGGAGUUUAAGGAGAUAAUGGAGCUUAUUAAACUGACGGAUUGGAGAUGCUGGGAUUAUUUGGAGAAGAUCGACAAGAAGCUAUGGACACGUUCACAUUUCGAAGGGGAGAGAUUUAACGUGAUGACUUCUAACGCUGCUGAAUCGUUGAAUAAUGCUCUUCUGCCCGCUCGUGAUAGUCCUAUAAUGGCAUUGUUCGAGUUUAUUCGCCGGAAGCUGUGUACAUGGUAUGUGAGCAGACGCACCGAGAUCAGUAAGAUGAAGGGAAAUGUUCCAGAUAAUAUUCAAAAGAUACUGGUCGAACAGCUGGUGCUGUCAACGGGCCUUCUAGUUAUGCCAUGUUCGACUUGGUUAUUCGAAGUUACGCACAGGCCAACUAAUUUUGGUUUCACGGUUGAUCUGGAUAAACGAACUUGCACUUGCCUCGAAUUCCAAAAGCUUGGUUUGCCAUGCCGACAUGCCAUUGCUGCUGCUUCUUGCCGUAAUAUGCAGUACACCAUGUUUGUUUGCAAACACCAUCUCAAAGAGACAUGGGCUGAAACAGUUAGGGGUAUCAUACUUCCGGUUCCGGAUCCAAAGGAUGUUGAAGUGCCAGCCGAAAUACUAACGGUUGAUCUUUAUCCACCAACGACCAAACGAACGAAGGGAAGACCAGGAAUCAAACGUAAACUGUCCGCAGGAGAGAUACCGGUAAGACUGUGGUGUUGA
Molecule: messenger RNA, 1749 nt
Organism: Brassica napus (rape)
Lineage: Eukaryota; Viridiplantae; Streptophyta; Magnoliopsida; Brassicales; Brassicaceae
Exons: 1
Coding region: 1-1749 (582 amino acids)
Molecular function (GO): zinc ion binding
Source: RefSeq, a predicted model, not a curated record